AUGGAUGAAAUACAUGACUUUUAUGUCAUCAGUGACAAUGCUGUAUGGGAGAAAACGACAAUAAUUGAGUUGCAGAAAAGGAGGCAAGGAAUACGGUGUAUUAGCAGAAAUGAGUGGAUUCCUGGAAAGUACAAACUUGAUAAUUUGAUAAAACCAGUUAAUAACAGUAAGAAGGUUGUUGUAGGAUUUACACCAUCAUCAUCAACUGGCAGUCCACAUUAUCUGGCACAAUUUGUUGUUCAAAAAAUGUUGGCUAACAAUAACAUUGGCAAACUUAUCCCUGUCAGAAUAUCAAAAGAUUCCAUGAUACCAGAAUGUCUGAGUGUGUUGACUUCAGCAAAUGGUUGGGAAGAUAACUUGUAUGAGUUGUUGUUGGGUGCAUUACAUGAAGAAAAAUCACAGGCAACAACAGGCAUUGUACGUUCACCACACAUGAGCAAGAUUGCUACGGGCAAGGCAUUGUACACACUAAAAGGAACCAAAGAUAAACAAAUUUUCUGUCAAAUUCACUGUAACAAUGAACUGGAAUUCUUCUGCCCAACAUGCCAGAGAUCAGCAUGUAAACACUGUGAACAUGGUUUUAAUUGUUUACGAAAAAAACAUGAUGUGCUUGAAAUAAAGACUGUUGUACAUGCUGUUACUAAUACACCAAAGGACAUUCAAAAGAUGUUGAAUGAAAGACUUGAUUCUAUCAAUAAAGCUAGAUCUCACUGGGAAGAUCAUGUACAAUUUAUUGAAUUGAAGAAUUCAGGUUGCAUUGGUACAAUCAAAACUGUCUAUGGCAUGUUCAAGGUUGAUCAACAUGAUGAAGCGUUUACCGUCACAAAAGAACAGCCAUUUGCAGUAACCGUAUCAAGCUUAAUUGAGAGCGAUGCAAGUAAAUUAUCUGCAACUCUAAGCAACCCAUCACAUGAAGAAUCAGCCACUACGGUAGAGUAUCAAGGAAAUGGAAAGUACAAAAUAACAGGUAAAUGCAAUGUGGAAGGUGAUUGGCAAAUGAAGAUUAUUGCGGGAGAGGCGCACAUCAAAGGAUCUCCAGUGAAUAUCAAGGUGGAAUCACUGGGACUUGUACAUACCACUGGUAACAUAGCAGAUUAUAAAGAACACAAUAAAGAAAAAAAUGUGAGAAAUGUAGUGUUAGACACAGAUGGAUGCAUAUUAGUAUCUAGUAAUAGUAAAGAUAUAUUAAAGUUCAAUCAAUCAGGUUCAUUUGUUGCUAGGAUACAGGUGCGACAAAAUGUACUGGUUAAUAGCAUGCAUCUAAUGAGUGAUGGUCACAUGGUGUACAGUGAUGUCUUAGGAAGAUGUGUUGUAAUGUGUGAUGAUAAAUUUAAAGAAAUUAUCUCAUUUGGUAAAGGAGAUUUGAAAUAUCCAAAGGGAUUGACAUUAAACAAAAAAACUGGAGUCAUGUAUGUAGCAGAUAGGGAGGCUCUCUGUGUGUUUAAAUUCAAUGUUGAUGAUGGUAGACUACUAGGUAAGAUAGGUUCAAAGGGUAGUGAAGUAAGUCAGAUGAAUGAACCAAUUGAUGUUACUUUAACCAAGGAAGGUCAUAUGAUCAUUGCUGACUUCACCAAUCAUAGAAUACAAAUGUUUGAUGCAAAUGAUAAGUUUAUGCGAAUCCUUGUAGGUUGUGGUAAGAUAGAUGGUAAAGUUUGGUCUCCUUGUGGCGUAACCUUGGAUAUGGAUGAAAAUAUAAUAGUAUCAAGUAAUCAUAAACUACAAUUAUUUGAUAAAAAUGGUGCCUUUAUUAAACGAAUAGAUCAUGAAGAUGAUGGAUUACAUAGCCCACUAGGAAUCGCUGUAAUCUCCAAUAGACCAAGAAGAGUAGCAGUAGCAAACUACACAGCAAACAAUGUUAAAAUUUUUAACUAUUAA
This is a messenger RNA of Anneissia japonica, 1875 nucleotides long. Its product is annotated as tripartite motif-containing protein 2-like. Gene Ontology annotation, molecular function: protein binding; zinc ion binding. The transcript is spliced from 5 exons. The record is from RefSeq and is a predicted model, not a curated record. NCBI's taxonomy places the organism in Eukaryota, Metazoa, Echinodermata, Crinoidea, Comatulida, Comatulidae. Bases 1 to 1875 code for a protein of 624 amino acids.